ACUCGAGGUUUGAUGCGGCGACGCGGUCCUCCCUGACCGAAGUACUCGUUGACUUCUCAUCACGACGAGCGGCCGCAGCGCACAACUUUUAGCCCCCGCUGCUCGCGCAGAACAAACGAGAACAUCUCGCACCCGGUUCCGGUCCAUUCGUUGUCCGUUCAUUCCGGGCCAGGGAGAGGGUCGGGGGGGGCGGUAGAGGGGAGGUCGGCUCUGAACGUGUCGCACGGGAAUCCCCACCGCCGUUUCGUGACAGCAGGCAGAAAAUAGUCUCGUGCUUUUAAGGAGCAAGAACAUGUGGACGUGGGAAUGAACCGAUGUGGAGGACGCACGCAGAGGAAGUGAGGUGCCCGGGGUCCGUGGACUCAGCCCGCUCGGUCAGCGAGAGGCGGCGAGGGGGAGAAGAAUCGGGAGAAGUCGCGCGGAGCGCAAAAAGAGCGCAUUUAAAGCCGAGGACACACCAAGUGUGGACCAUGUCUACCCCGUGCUGACACAGGACCGAGGAGGUGAAACACUUCGGCUGUUGGGUAUUUUUUUUCUCCCCCCAAACCGGACUUUAAUCGCAACGUAAAGUUGGUAAAUUUCUGGGGAAGUUUUUUUUUUUUUAAUCCAUUCUGUCUCAACAUCAUGGAGCUGACGUGCAGGAGCGUCGUGCUGCUCGGGUGCAUCUUCUUCCUCAACUGGCCUCUCCUGGCUUCUGCAGAAGAAGAGGUCCUGAUGAACACAAAGACGGAGACCUCCGAUCUCCGAUGGACCAUCUUCUCACAGGCCAAACCUGCGUGGGAGGAAGUCAGCGGUUUGGACGAGGAGAGCAACAGCGUGCGGAUCUAUCAGAUCUGUCAGACCGACAGCUCGUCCAGCCACUGGCUGCGCAGCGGCUUCAUCCCGCGCCGGGGGGCGUCUCAGGUCUACGUGGAGCUGCGGUUCACCAUGAUGGAGUGCUCCUCCACGAGCUCCCACCACCGCAGCUGCAAAGAGACCUUCAACCUGUACUACUACCAGGCCGACUCCAACGAGGCCACGUCCUCCUACCCGCCCUGGAUGGAGAACCCGUACACCAAGGUGGACACGGUGGCCGCAGACUAUCUGCUGAGGAAGGGUGGGGAGCGGAAAUUCACCAAGAAGACCCUAAGAUUCGGCCCGCUCUCAAAGAGGGGCUUCUACUUGGCUUUUCAGGCCCAGGGCGCCAGCAUGGCCCUGCUGUCCGUCAGGGUGUUCUUCAAAAAGUGCCCCCCCUUGCUCAGCGCGCUUUCCUCGUUCCCCGAGACCGUGCCCCGUACUCUGGUGCAGGAGGCGCAGGGUGCGUGCGUGGAGCACGCCGCCCAGCAGGGGCCCCGACCUCGGCCCCCGAAGCUCUUCUGCGGGGAGGACGGCCAGUGGGUGGGCCAGCCGACGACCUCCUGCGCCUGCCUCCCCGGGUACGAGUCCUCCGAAGGACACACCGUCUGCACAGCUUGCCCCGUUGGUCAGUUCAAGCCGGCCUCGGAGGGACAGUGCGCAGCCUGUCCGGGGUUCAGCCACGCCGCCGCCGUGGGAGCGGCGGUGUGCGCGUGCCGCUCUGGAUUCCUGCGAGCGGAGUCCGACCCUCCCGACGCCGCGUGCACUACACCUCCCUCGGCGCCGCGCAGCGUCGUCUCCCAGAUCAACGACACCACGCUCAGCCUGGCGUGGAACGAACCUCUGGACCGCGGCGGCCGAACGGACCUGAGCUACGCCAUCGGGUGCUCCGUGUGCCGCUCGCCCCGGGGGCCGUGCUUCUCCUGCGGGGACAGCGUCAGCUACCGGCCCGCGCAGCGCGGCCUGCAGGGGCGGCGGGUGGAGGUGUGGGGCAUGCUGCCUCAGACCACCUACACCUUCGCCAUCCAGGCGCUCAACGGCGUGUCCGGCGUCAGCGGCAGGGACCCCGCCAGCGAGACCGUCAACAUCACCACGAGCCACGACGUGCCGUCGCUGGUGUCUGUGGUUCAGAAGAGCGACUCCACGGAGAGCAGUCUGACUCUGCACUGGUCCGUCCCGGCACAGCCGCACUACACCAUCCUGCAGUAUCAGCUACGCUACUGCGAGAAGGAGCGACGCAGCGAGGACCAGUGCCACUACACGGAGAGUCAACGGAACCAGGCCGUGCUGACGGACCUGCGCCGGGCCACUCAGUACGAGGUGCAGGUCCGAGCGCGCACCAUGGCCGGCUAUGGCAGCUUCAGUCCCGCAGCCUCCUUCCACACGCUGCCCGACGGUCACGACUCAGCCGCCCAGUUCUUAAUACCUGGCAUCCUCAUCGCGGUGGGGAUGCUGCUGCUGGUCGCUUUUGUCUUAGUGGCCGCCUACUGCAUACGCAGACACAGCCGGGUAAAAGAUCCAGAGCUGAGCGACAAAAACAGCCAGUACCUUGUUGGCCAAGGGGUCAAGGUGUACAUCGACCCCUUCACCUACGAGGACCCUAACGAGGCCGUGCGAGAGUUUGCCAAGGAAAUUGAUGUUUCCUUUGUCAAGAUCGAGGAGGUUAUCGGUGCUGGAGAGUUUGGGGAGGUGUGUCGCGGGCGGCUGAAGGUCCCAGGGAAAAAAGAAAACUACGUCGCCAUCAAGACCCUGAAGGGGGGCUUCACCGACAAGCAGAGGCGGGACUUCCUCUCCGAAGCGUCCAUCAUGGGUCAGUUCCAGCACCCCAACAUCAUCCACCUGGAGGGGAUCAUCACAGCCAGCUGUCCAGUAAUGAUCCUCACGGAGUUCAUGGAGAACGGAGCUCUGGACUCGUUUCUGCGGCUCAACGACAGCCAGUUCACUCCCAUCCAGCUGGUGGGGAUGCUCCGCGGCAUCGCCUCCGGCAUGAAGUACCUGGCGGAGAUGAGCUACGUCCACCGAGACCUGGCCGCCCGCAACAUCCUGAUCAACAGCAACCUCGUGUGCAAGGUGUCCGACUUCGGCCUGUCGCGCUUCCUGCAGGAGAACUCGUCCGACCCGACUUACACCAGCUCCCUGGGAGGUAAAAUCCCAAUUCGCUGGACAGCACCAGAGGCGAUAGCCUUCCGAAAGUUUACUUCAGCCUCGGAUGUGUGGAGCUACGGCAUUGUCAUGUGGGAGGUCAUGUCUUUUGGAGAGAGACCAUAUUGGGACAUGAGCAACCAGGAUGUUAUUAAUGCCAUCGAGCAGGACUACCGGCUGCCACCCCCACCCGACUGCCCCACCCAUCUGCACCAGCUGAUGCUGGACUGCUGGCAGAAGGACCGCUCGGCGCGCCCUCGCUUCUCCGACCUCGUCAGCGCCCUCGAUAAGCUCAUCCGCAACCCUGCAUCGCUGAAAAUAGUGGCACAAGACGGAGCCGGGCCGUCUUACCCCCUGCUGGACCAGCGCGCACCUGUGGGCCUCUCGCCGUGCGCUUCAGUGGGCGAAUGGCUGAGGGCCAUCAAGAUGGAGCGCUACGAGGACAGCUUCUUGCAGGCCGGCUUCAGCUCGGUGGACCAGCUGACGCAGAUCACCACACAGGACCUGCUGCACAUGGGAGUGACUUUGGCCGGCCACCAGAGGAAAAUCCUUUCCAGCAUCCAGACAAUGACCUUUCAGAACAAGAGCACGGCGACGGUGACCUUCUAGCCGACCUCGUUUGGCGGCUUGGACGCCAGCGCACCGGGUGCAGCCGUCUAGUGGGGAGCGCUCCGAGCCCCCGUGACCCGCUCUGAACGCGGCCUUUGAGGGGAAAUCCGCAGAAUUUACCUAUGACCAAAAAAAAGAAAAGGGAAUGACUUCAGAUGACUCUCCCCCCCCAGAGGGAGGACGUUUUACAGCCACUGGGACAAAGUUGCUGUUGUUUUUUUUACAGUUUGUGAUCAGUGUUUUUGUAUGUAAUGGGAAUAAGGACCCGAUCGAUGUGCUGAACCAGGAGGAGGGACUGAUCGGAACUCACAAAGUUUCUGUAGCAUCAUGUCGUUAUGGAAACCGACCGUGGACAAGUUAGUCGCCUCAGUGAAAAGUCCCUUCACGGAGGGAGACAAAAAGAAAUGCCAGUGACAAAAUAGGCAUAUUUUCAUAUUGUUGUCAUUACGAAUGUCUUACAUUUAAUCCAAGUGGAUUACAUUACUACGUAUACAAUUCUUCACAUUGAGACUGAACAUUUUUAAGAGCUUUUUAAGAGGAUUUUUUACUUUGUUUUGGUUUCAACAUUACCUCCUCUUUACUCAGGUGUGAUGUGUAAUGCAAAGUCUGGAGAACGCCGCCGUUGUUCUUCCUAAUCAGAGUUCUUUCAUCUUCCUCGGUCUCCUUCUUCAUCGACUCCGCGGCGCAUGAGGAGAGAGACACAGAGACAUAUCAGCACUUUUGUCAUUUCAGAGUGAAUAGUGAUCUUCAGUAACUCCAUCCGUUUCUCCCGGAGAGGCUGGUUCUUCCCGCUGCCGGUGUUUUCUGCUGGCGGCUCGGUUUCAUUGUAGUCUGAAGGCUGACCCAACACGGACCGAGUGGGAUCAGAGACCAGAGAACACUGUAGAAUUGCUUUUCCAUUGUAGAAAUUUGCAGAGUUUUUCUUGGUGAAACUGAUGCAUUUUCAGUUGUCUUAUUCUGUAUUCUCCAUAUUCCUGUGCCAUUCAGUCGUCUUUGUGGACUUAAUUGCAAAUUCUAUAAAGCAGAAAUCUCUCGCAAGUGAUUACUGUCCCAUUAAUAUGUAAUUCAAAGGGUUACUUUGACAUUUUGAAGUGUAUUAUGUUCCAUUAUGCUGGUUGUGUAGUUGGCACAUUGCUCCUGCCUUUGCCUCAGAUUCUAAACAUUAUGCAUUGAAGUAAAUGUACAGCUACCAGCCAAGCUAACGUGCUAGCUCGUAGCCAGUAAUGUCCAUUAGUGGCGGAUUGGAGUGAAUCAUUGGCUGCAGUUGAAAAUGUCAAAAUGUUGCUCAAAGAUCUCUAGAAGGAUGCUACCAGUCAUUCUGGCAAGUCGUACAUAAUUCUCCUGCUGUAAAUCCAGAAAAUAAAGUACAAACGGCUGCUAAAACCAACUCGGAAUAAAUAUGUUGAAAACAAAUCCUGGGUUUCAAGAGGCUUUAAAGUGCAAUUUACACCCAUUCAAAUUCCAUUCAAAUGUGAUGGUUAAUGUAAACAUAAGUCUGAUUGAUUCACACAACGGCUGCACUGCGAGCUACACAUGAAGAAUUAUGCCUGGUACAAUAAAAUCAUCCACCCUCUUAAUUAACAUUGUUUUAUGUCAUAGGCCCAUCAGAAGAGAGUCUGAGAGAUUCAUUUAAUGAUCAUGAGCAAUGUGGUCUUCAUAUUGAAGAGCUCGAUAAAAUCAACUUUAAAAAUAAUGUAUACAUCAAGUAUGUUUUAAUUACUGUCCUGUGUGUAGUCUAAUCUGUAUUCAGUAUCCAUAAUAAACAUACACACCAGUGUUUACUAUC
Molecule: messenger RNA, 5371 nt
Organism: Pungitius pungitius (ninespine stickleback)
Lineage: Eukaryota; Metazoa; Chordata; Actinopteri; Perciformes; Gasterosteidae
Product: ephrin type-B receptor 4a-like
Exons: 17
Coding region: 625-3585 (986 amino acids)
Biological process (GO): ephrin receptor signaling pathway; axon guidance; protein phosphorylation
Cellular component (GO): dendrite; plasma membrane
Molecular function (GO): protein binding; ATP binding; transmembrane-ephrin receptor activity
Source: RefSeq, a predicted model, not a curated record